This is a messenger RNA of Monosiga brevicollis MX1, 4341 nucleotides long. RefSeq lists its product as uncharacterized. Gene Ontology annotation, biological process: tRNA wobble base 5-methoxycarbonylmethyl-2-thiouridinylation. Gene Ontology annotation, cellular component: cytosol; elongator holoenzyme complex. The record is from RefSeq and is a predicted model, not a curated record. The transcript has 16 exons. Bases 1 to 4341 code for a protein of 1446 amino acids. Lineage: Eukaryota; Choanoflagellata; Craspedida; Salpingoecidae. Gene Ontology annotation, molecular function: tRNA binding; protein binding.
AUGCGUGUGAUGUAUGAGAAUUGUGGUCCUAAGCGUGGGCGAAAGCUCUUCUCUCUCUCUCUCUCUCUCUCUCUCUCUCUCUCUCUCUCUCUCUCUCUCUCUCUCUCUCUCUCUCUCUCUCUCUCUUUCUCCUUGUUCCGCGUGCACGACCGUUCAGACGGCGGCGGCGAGAGCCGAGUGGUGUUGGGUUGUGAGGACGGCGAAGCGGGUGUUGUGGGGUUUCAGGUUGAAAUGAAGAACUUGGCUGUGACGCGCCAAUGGCGCUCUGCUGCGGGCACGGCCCCCAACGUGGAGCAGCUGGCCAUCAACGUCGACACUGAAGGCCUCUACAGCGCCAGCAGCGGCGCGGUACACUACCACAAUGACGAGCUGACCGAGGUCGUGGAUCAGCACGAGCUUGUGCCCGAGGCCAGCCUUUGCGGUCCUGUCGUGGCCCUGCAGCACUUGGCCCUGCUCGAGUGUGUCAAUGCCGUGACGGCUCUGGGCCAGAUGUACAACAUCGAGCCCCUAUCCCAUGAGGUCGAGCUUGUCGGCGAGGUGCCUGGCGGCAUUGAGGCUGCUGCCUGGAGCCCCGAUGAAGAGUUUCUCGUCACCGUCACGUGCAAUCAGCAGCUCCUCAUGCUGACCAAGGACAUGGACGUUCUAAUUGAGACCCCGGCCCGGCCCACGGACUAUGGUCUGGAUCAGCCUGUCACUCUAGGAUGGGGCAAGGCUGAAACUCAAUUCCAAGGCAAGGCGGGCAAACUUUCAAGCCGCCCGCGCCAGGUGGAAGCUGCCGUGCCUUUUGAUGAUGGACGGGCACGCAUUUCCUGGCGUGGGGAUGGCGAGUUCCUUGCCACCUCCACCCUGGAUGAGGAUGCUCGAUCUGAAGGCCACCUCCGCAAGCUUCGCAUCUGGCGCCGUGAUGGCACCCUUUCUGCCACAGCCGAACGCGUGCCUGGCUUGGAGUCUUGCUUGGCCUGGCAGCCCUCUGGCAGGCUAAUUGCUACCAGUCAGCGACUACCCAGUGCCCACCACAUUGUUUUCUUCGAACGUAACGGUCUACGCCAUGGCGAGUUUGCGCUGCCGUUUGCACAGUCCGAGGUGCACGUUCGACACUUGGCCUGGAAUGCCAACUCGACCAUCUUGGCUGUCUGGCUCCAGCGCCUAGGCGAGAAUCAAGAGCCCACUGCUGAGAGCAUCUUGCAGCUGUACACAGUAGGAAACUAUCACUGGUACCUCAAGUUUGAGCGCCGCUUUGCCGCUGCGGCCAGCUUGGCCAGCCUACGCUGGCACUCAGAAGAUGCAAAUCGGUUGUACAUGGCGACCACAGAUGGUCGGCUGGAAGGUCUCGAGCUACAUCGUGCAGUGUCGCGUCCUGCCAUUUCGUCUGGAAUGGAUCAGGGUCAUGUGGCCGUCAUUGAUGGACCCAAGCUGCUCCUCACUGCCUGUCGCCAGGCCGUUGUACCGCCCCCCAUGGCUCAGCAAUCACUUCAGCUACCUGCAAGCAUCGUGGCAGUGGAUGUGCAAUCGUUUCCCACGACGGGGUGUAUGUUGGCCGCCGUAACUGCCGAUGGUCAAUUGACCCUGGGCCAGCUGGAAGCCAAGGGCGAGGCCACGCUCCAAGCAGCCCAGAUGCUGCCCGAUAACCUGGUGCUUGAUGGACGAUUGAUCGCGCACUUGUGCUUGCUCUCGGCCACGCGGGUGGCAGUGAUUGUUGAGCAAGGGCUUUGGGUCUUGAGCAUCAGUAGCACGAUUCAAGUAGAGCGCCAGCUUUCUCUGCCGGCACCGGUGACGGCCGUGACGGUUGUGGAUGGCACGCUCUUUCUUGCAACUCGCGAGGGCAAAGUUUUCCAAGUCAAUGCUGACGCUGAAACCGUGGCACCUAUGCCAACCCCCGCUGCAUCCCACACCGAGGACAGCCAGUUUGUGCAGUUUCCCGAACCUGUCUACGACUUGGCCGUCGUAAAACUGGGAGGCAACUGGCGCGCUCUCGGUCGAUCGCGCCGCAACCGUUUCUACGUCAAUGAAGUGGAACUGUGCAACAAUUGCAACAGCUUUGCCUUGCGGGAUGACUUUCUCUUGUUGACGACGACAGAACACCGCUUGCAUUGCUGGCCAACGACUCAAGACGUGACCGCUGAGACCCGGCUUCCCUCGCAAAAGGCGCACGAGUAUGAUGGGCGUCUGCGCGCUGUGGAACGCGGCGCUGAGUUGGUUGUUGUGCCUGGCCGAGAUAUCAAAGCCGUCUUGCAGAUGCCUCGCGGCAAUCUCGAAGCCAUCUAUCCGAUGGCGCUCGUGGUGUUUGAGAUUCGUCGGCUCUUAUCGCUGCAAAAAUGGCGCGCGGCAUUUUUGUUGCUACGACGCCACCGUGUGUCGCUCAACCUGAUGAUUGAUCACGAUCCAACCGCCUUUGAGUCGCGCAUUGACGACGUCGUGCGCGCCCUGGACAGCUCCGACUUUGUCAACCUUCUCAUCAUGGAACUCAAAGACGAGGACACAACGCAACACAUGUAUCUCCCACUUGAAACCGCCCACCAGGUGCCGGCCGAGGCCGCUUAUACCCGGGCAGGCAAGGUCAACAAGUACUGCCUUUUGCUCCGUGAGGCGUGCACGCGACUCGAUGAGCAGCGCUACCUACAUUCAAUCCUGACGACCUGUGUCAAACAUCAGCCGCCGCUGCUAGAGGAGGCUUUGCGUUAUGUCCUCAACCUGCGCAAGGAUGCGGGCGCACUCCCGGCGAGCACGGUGACGGGGAACGCAGGAGCCGAUGCCGCUCGCUCGGCACUGAAGUACCUGCUGCUACUCGUGGACGUUCAGCAGCUUUAUCGCGCCGCACUUGCCAGCUACGACCUCAAAUUGGCCCUUAUUGUUGCCCAGGUGGCACAAAUGGAUCCGCGUGAGUACGUGCCCUUUCUGCAGCGUCUGGAUACACUUUCUGAACCGCUGCGUGCGUAUGAGAUUGAACUCUUUCUCAAGCGCUUUCCUCGGGCCUUUGAGCACCUCUUGCGGGCUGGUCCAGCGCAUUUUGCUCAAGCGUGCGAACUCGUUGAGCGCCAGCAUCUGCAUGCGCAUGCGCUGCGACACUUGGCACAGGAACGGGCCACAAAGCCUGAGACGGCAGCCGAACUGCACCAGAUUCAGCGAGACAUUGCUCUGGCCUAUGGUGAGGUGCUUGUUGGCGCCAGCCAGAUGCGCGAGGCCGCUCUAAUGUUCAUCAAGGCUGAGGCCCUUGAUCGCGCGGCAGAAGUCUUGGUCGAUGCUGGAGCUUGGCGCCAGCUGGCCCCACUUCUGCCACAGCUUGCUCCGGCUCGGGCUGAUGAUCUGCGGGAGCGCAUGCGAGAAUCGCUGGACACGCUGCAAGCGCAUCGUGAGCUGGGGGCGUUCGUGGAACUCUGUUGUCUGCCCGUGUGCACCGAAAGUGCCUCGCAGAACCUGGCUUCGGAGGCGCUUGAGGCCUACUGUCAGGCUCGUGCAUGGGCGGAUGCGCUACGCUUGGCUGCCGUGGUGACGGGGGGUCAACACGCGGUUCAAACGGCCCUCGUGACGCAUCACAAUGGCCUGCAGCAGCAAUAUUCGGCCAUGUUGGAGCAGUUGCAGCGCCACACGAGCCGACUGGAUGCCGUGCGCGUGCGCAAGGUCGAACUCGCACAUGAGGAUGCCCUGGGCCUUUUUGACGAAGACGAUGAGGAUACGCUUUUCAUGGGGCGUGAUUCGGACCUCUUUAGCCAAGCCAGCAGCGUGAAAAGCAAGACAUCGCGCGGAAGCUCGCGCACUCGCAGCUCGCGCCGCUCCACUUCAAAGUCGUCCAAGGGCCGCCGUCGACACGAGGCUAAGAAGUUCAGUCUGAAAGAAGGGGGCAUGUUUGAAGAGGAGGCUCUUCUGCAUGAGCUGGCUCGCCUGGGGCGGCUCUUGGAGGAUGCCGCGGAUGCCGUUCGUGAGGCCUGUGAGGCGGCUGUGUCUCUUGACCUGUACCAGCUGGCUGACCAAACACAAGAUCUGUACAACCAGUGUCGCCAGCGCGCGCAGCGUUCGAUUAAUCACGCGUGGACGCCGGCGGCCAUGCGCCUGACCUGGCUCAUUGACAUGGGCGCGUCUCCGGUCAAGAGCGAAAGUGAUAUGCCAGCCCUGCUGCGCACUGCGCGAGGUGAGCGCGACCCAAGUUUGGAGACGCAAGGCACCACCAUGAUUACGGCCAAGGGUCGGCGAGCCGCCGCGCGGUCGCUGGCCGCUGAGCAAGAGGUCGAGUUUGCCGAACGGCCCCUCAAGCCUCGUCUGGCCGAAACCUCGAGUGUGGCGCUUGACUGCCUCACUCAUCCCAAGCAAGCGGCGGCCGCCUCCGCCGAGAAUCCGAUGGCCUAA